This is a messenger RNA of Misgurnus anguillicaudatus (oriental weatherfish), 1240 nucleotides long. NCBI's taxonomy places the organism in Eukaryota, Metazoa, Chordata, Actinopteri, Cypriniformes, Cobitidae. The record is from RefSeq and is a predicted model, not a curated record.
AUGGAUGAUGAUGAUGCUGAUGAUGCAGGCGGUACCUACAAACUGAUGACCUCAUCUGUGCUCAAGGAUUGUGGAAAUCUUUUAUCCAUCUUCAACCGAGUCGUUUCAGAUUCCCCCUUCAUAAGUGAAGGGUAUUGUGUUAUCGCUCAGUUUAAGUCUGAGCUCUGGGACAUCUGUGUUCGCUUAUUAUCUCGCGAGAUAGUGGUGACGUCACGCGUUCUUCCGGAAGUUCACAUUCAAACACGAGGAGCGAUUACGAGGGAGUUUUGUCUAUAUAUCAUUCAAAAUCUACUGUUGGGAAAAGCAGAACCUCAUCCAAAUAAAAAUAAACAAGCUGUUAAAGGCACUGUGUCCUACACAGACCCUCCAAAAUAUAACCACCCAAAAAGUCAGUUGAAGGUCAACACAAACCAAAUAAAGAUGUGCAUUCUACAAACAAUAAAAAAAGAUCAAGUUUUGUGUCCACCACACUUAGAUGAGGCGUGCCCGACCCCUGACUUUGUCUACCCUACAUUAAGUUGCACACUUCAUGACAGUAAACAUCGGUAUCACAAUGGUGUGAUUGAUCUAUACCCUAGAAUAAGCUGUGACACUAUGAGACGUGAGGUAACACAACGAAAAAAUUACCGGAUGGAGACUACCUGAUUCUUCACCUAUGGCCUCAGCUUCAAAUGCAACAUGUCCAGCAACUGUCUGAGUUGGUGGAUAUUCUGUCAGAGACUGCGUGAACAACGUUAUGAACAGAUGCUGUGAAGAGGUGGAGCCCAAAUGCCACAGACUCGGAAAUAGAUGCAGCUAUGGCAGACCACCUCAAGCACGCUCCAGGAAGAGCUGGGGGUGGUGGAUACAAAAAAGCCAAACAGCUGUGAUGUGUUAAAGAGAGAGUUCACCAAAAAAAGGAAAAUUGUUAUAAUUUUCUUAUCCACAUGUUUCAAACCUGUAUACCUUUAUAUUUUCUGCUGAACACAAAGAUUGAAGAAUGUUUGUAACUUCACAACCAAUUAACUGUCAAUAUUUUUUUUACAAUUGUAGUAAUGGGUUGUGGGAUCUGCUUUGUUAAAAACAUUCUUUCACAUAUCUUUGUGUUCAGCAGAACAUAGAAGGGUAUACAGGUUUGAAACAUGAGAGGGAAUAAAUGACUAAAUAUUAAUUUUUGGGUGAACUAUCCCUUUAUAGAAAGUGUUUUGAAGUUGUUAUUAUAGUUAAAUGGUUAAAAAAAAUAAAAAGUGCUAAAUCAGAA